AUGACGGGCCGAACACCUCCUGCCGUCUUCAACUCCUCCCCUGCGCCAAUCGACCAAGACUGGGUCGACUCUGAACUGAUUCCCUUCCUUCAGCGGGUCUACCCAGAGGAGCGCAGGACUACAAUGGACUGGAACCGCCAGGUCGUUUUCGGAAGGUCGAACCUGCAUCUUCUCGAACACUACGAAGACUUCCCGUUCACAAUUGAACGUCUCCGCCUCUGCCUCCUCAACUCUGAACUUUUGACAGCGGCGGAAAUGUCGAAGUUCAUUCCCGUCACCGAUCAAGGCAGCCAGUACUGUCUCCGUAUCUUCGUCCGCCACGCAAUUGUACACGGGCCGUACAUGCUCUUCUCCUUGGGAGACAACCCGAGUCCGGAGUUCCCUCGAGCAGGACAUACUAGUACUAGGCCGUCCACCGCAUCUCCAGCUGAAGCUGCCCCAGCGCGCGCGACUUCUGUCGCGGUGCUUGAAGCUAGGAAUGCGACGUUGGAGAGGGAACUGGCCAACCUCAAUAUGAGGGUUCAUCAGGCUGAGCGUGGUCGUGGGGGCGGUCGCGGAAACGGUCGUGGAAGAGGUCGGCCUUCGCAGACUCGUGGUGGUUCGGAUCGUGGUGGCCGUUUCAACCAAGGACCCGGUGUGCCUCCAAACAUGCAACAGACGCCAUCUCAGUUCCCUUCAAUUCCACCUUCGGGAAUGUAUGGCUACCCAGCUUAUCAGUACGGAUAUGGUGGUCCUUACGUGGCUGCGCCGCCUAUGGGCGGCUAUCCUAUGCAGCCUUACCAACAGCAGCCAUUCACCAACCCCGGACAGCAACUGGAGCAAGCAGCGGUUUCGCGAUGCCGUCACAGCAAGGUGGCAACCCGUAUCAUCAAGGACAGCCGGCUCAGCGUGGUCGUGGUUCUUCAGGAAGUCAACAAGGACAACAAUCAUCUCAUCAAGGUCUUCCAGCACGUCCUCAGCAACCAUCUUCAGGACCAGGUGCGAGCACUCAUGUGCCUCGCCCUGACGCGGAAGAGUUCUAUCCAGUUUUUCCGGCAAGUGGGCAAGUGA
Molecule: messenger RNA, 1050 nt
Organism: Alternaria triticimaculans
Lineage: Eukaryota; Fungi; Ascomycota; Dothideomycetes; Pleosporales; Pleosporaceae
Exons: 4
Coding region: 1-1050 (349 amino acids)
Source: RefSeq, a predicted model, not a curated record